GGCAUCUGCUGUGUGUCCCGCCCCGGGCUCAGUGUCCCUACAGCUGCCGGCGCUGCCUCAAUGUUUCAGCUACCCAUCUUGAAUUUCAGCCCCCAGCAAGUGGCCGGGGUAUGUGAGACGCUGGAGGAGAGCGGCGAUGUAGAGCGCUUGGGUCGCUUCCUGUGGUCGCUGCCCGUGGCCCCUGCGGCCUGUGAAGCCCUCAACAAGAACGAGUCGGUGCUGCGCGCGAGAGCCAUCGUGGCCUUUCACGGUGGCAACUACCGCGAGCUUUACCAUAUCCUGGAAAACCACAAGUUCACCAAGGAGUCACACGCUAAGCUGCAGGCACUAUGGCUUGAAGCGCACUACCAGGAGGCGGAGAAGCUGCGUGGACGGCCGCUGGGGCCAGUGGACAAGUAUCGCGUAAGGAAGAAGUUCCCGCUGCCGCGUACCAUUUGGGAUGGCGAACAGAAGACACAUUGCUUCAAGGAGCGCACGCGGCACCUGCUCCGAGAGUGGUAUCUGCAGGACCCAUAUCCCAACCCCAGCAAAAAGCGCGAGCUCGCCCAGGCAACCGGACUGACCCCCACGCAGGUGGGCAACUGGUUCAAAAACCGCCGACAAAGGGACCGGGCGGCUGCAGCCAAGAACAGACUACAGCAGCAGGUUCUGUCGCAAGGCUCCGGGCGGGCUCUACGGGCCGAGGGCGAGGGCACCCCGGAGGUGUUGGGUGUCUCCACCAGUCCGGCCGCUAGUCUAUCCAGCAAGGCGGCCACUUCGGCUAUCUCCAUCACAUCCAGCGACAGUGAAUGCGACAUCUAA
Messenger RNA from Marmota monax (woodchuck), 801 nucleotides. RefSeq names its product SIX homeobox 6 (gene Six6). Gene Ontology annotation, cellular component: transcription regulator complex; nucleus. The record is from RefSeq and is a predicted model, not a curated record. The transcript is spliced from 2 exons. Gene Ontology annotation, molecular function: DNA-binding transcription factor activity, RNA polymerase II-specific; RNA polymerase II cis-regulatory region sequence-specific DNA binding. Gene Ontology annotation, biological process: regulation of transcription by RNA polymerase II; eye development. The coding region runs from base 61 to 801 and encodes 246 amino acids. NCBI's taxonomy places the organism in Eukaryota, Metazoa, Chordata, Mammalia, Rodentia, Sciuridae.